Sceloporus undulatus (fence lizard) is the source of this 9369-nucleotide messenger RNA. It is a transcript of the gene ACE, whose product is annotated as angiotensin I converting enzyme. NCBI's taxonomy places the organism in Eukaryota, Metazoa, Chordata, Lepidosauria, Squamata, Phrynosomatidae. The record is from RefSeq and is a predicted model, not a curated record. The transcript has 25 exons. Gene Ontology annotation, biological process: proteolysis. Gene Ontology annotation, cellular component: plasma membrane. Bases 77 to 3922 code for a protein of 1281 amino acids. Gene Ontology annotation, molecular function: peptidyl-dipeptidase activity; metallopeptidase activity.
GUGAGGAGCCUGCUGCUGCUGCUCCCAGGGCAGAGUGUCUUCAUUGAGGCUGCUGCUGGCUGAGGGCUGAGGGAAGAUGCCUCUGGCUCUGCUGGCUCUGGCUCUGGCUGUGGGGCUCUCCUCCGCCUUGGACGCCUCCCUGCUGCCCCCGAGCCCCCCGGCCACCGAGGAAGGAGCCCUACUCUUCGCCCAGGACUACAACAGCACCGGGGAAGGCGUCUUCUUCCAGAGCGUCUCCGCCAGCUGGGACUACAAUACCAACCUGACGGACUACAACUCCCAGAUGCAGGUAGCAUCUUCUCUGAAGGAGCAGGAAUUCAUAGAGGCUUGGGGGAAGAAGGCAAAAGAAAGCUAUGGCAACAUCUGGCAGAACUUCAGUGAUCCUCAGCUGAAGAAAAUAAUCAGUUCCAUCCAGACAUUAGGACCUUCCAACUUGCCUAUGGAAAAGCGGCAGAGGUAUAACACUAUCUUGAGUGAGAUGGACAACAUCUACUCCACUGCCAAGGUGUGUCUACCAAACCAGAACUCCAACUGUUGGGCUCUAGAGCCAGAUAUAACAGACAUCAUGGCAAACUCCCGCAGUUACAGAAAACUACUCUAUGCUUGGGAAGGAUGGCACAAUUCGGCAGGCAAUCCUCUAAGGCCCAAGUAUGAGGAAUUUGUUUCAUUAAGCAAUGAGGCGUAUACAAUGGAUGGUUUCAAGGAUACUGGUGCUUACUGGCGCUCAUGGUAUGACUCACCAACAUUUGAAGAUGAUCUGGAAGAACUCUAUCAUCAGCUGGAGCCACUCUACCUAAACCUGCAUGCUUUUGUUAGGAGGAAACUGUAUGACUGGUAUGGUCCCAAAUAUGUCAACCUGAAAGGACCCAUUCCAGCACAUUUAUUCGGUAACAUGUGGGCCCAGCAAUGGAACAACAUUUAUGAUAUGAUGGUCCCUUUCCCAAAUAAACCUAAUCUGGAUGUCACCAGCACCAUGCAGCAACAAAAUUGGACCGUAACGCACAUGUUCCGGGUGUCGGAGGAGUUCUUCACCUCGCUUGGCAUGCUUGGAAUGCCACCUGAAUUCUGGGAGAAAUCCAUGCUGGAGAAGCCAACAGAUGGGCGGGAGGUGGUGUGCCAUGCAUCGGCAUGGGACUUCUUCAAUCGCAAAGACUUCAGGAUAAAACAGUGCACAACCAUCACCAUGGAGCAGCUCUUCACAGUACACCAUGAAAUGGGGCAUGUUGAAUACUAUCUUCAGUAUAAGGACCAACCUGUCACAUUCCGGAGUGGGGCCAACCCUGGCUUUCAUGAAGCCAUUGGGGAUGUUAUGAGCUUAUCCGUCUCUACCCCUGCCCACCUCAAGAAAAUUGGUUUGCUCAAUGAAAUCACCGAAGAUGCAGAGAGUGACAUCAAUUACCUGCUCAAAAUGGCUCUGGAAAAAAUUGCAUUUCUUCCUUUUGGUUACCUGAUAGACCAGUGGCGAUGGAACGUUUUCAAUGGGCGCACCCCUCCCAGCCGCUACAAUUAUGAUUGGUGGUACCUGAGAACAAAGUACCAGGGGAUUUGCCCUCCUGUUGCAAGAAAUGAAACAAACUUUGACCCUGGUGCUAAAUAUCACAUCCCUGGCAACACACCUUAUAUCAGGUACUUCGUUAGUUUCAUCCUGCAGUUCCAGUUUCACAAGGCUCUUUGCCAAGCUGCCAACCACACUGGGCCUCUUCAUACCUGUGACAUCUACCAAUCCACAGAAGCUGGAAAGAAGCUCAGUGAGGCAUUGAGGACUGGAUCUUCCCAGCCCUGGCAGGAUAUUCUUCAACAACUCACUGGCACAAACAAGAUGGAUGCUACACCACUACUGGAAUAUUUCAGCCCUGUUACUUUAUGGCUGCAAGAACAGAACAGGCAAACUAAUGAAACACUGGGCUGGCCAGACUUUGAGUGGCGUCCUCCUAUCCCAGAGGGCUACCCAGAAGGCCUUGAUAAAGUAACUGAUGAAGCAGCGGCUGAAAAAUUCAUAGAAGAAUACAACAGCACAGCUGAAGUGGUAUGGAAUGCUUACACCGAGGCUUCUUGGGCAUACAAUGUCAACAUCACAGAACACAACAAAAAGAUCAUGUUAGAAAAGAAUCUAGAAAUGUCAAACCACACCUUGCACUAUGGUCUCCAGGCUCGGACAUUUGAUUCCACUGAUUUCAAGGACUCCAGCAUAAAGCGUAUUCUGAAGAAACUAAGUGAUAUCGAGCGGGCAGCCCUACCUGAACAGGAACUGAAGGAGUAUAAUCAUCUCCUCUCAGAAAUGGAGACAAUUUACAGCGUGGCCAAAGUUUGCACAAAAGAGAAAGUUUGCAAAUCACUUGAUCCUGAGCUUACGAAUAUCAUGGCCCAAUCUAGGGACUAUGAUGAACUCCUCCAUGCGUGGAAAGACUGGCGGGAUGUGUCAGGCAAGAAAAUCCGGACCCACUUCAAGAGAUAUGUAGAGCUGAGCAAUAAAGCUGCCAGACUAAAUGGCCACACAGACAAUGGUGCUUUCUGGAGAUCAUUAUAUGAAACACCAACUUUUGAAACAGAUCUGGAGAGCAUCUGGCAAGAGCUUCAGCCACUGUACUACAAUCUACAUGCCUAUGUACGUCGGGCUCUCUACAAGAAAUAUGGUGCAGACCACAUCAAUCUCAAGGGCCCUAUCCCUGCUCAUUUGCUAGGAAACAUGUGGGCACAGUCAUGGGCAAACAUUUUUGACCUUGUGAUGCCCUUCCCAAAUGCUAUCAAAGUGGAUGCCACACCAGCCAUGAAAAGCCAGGGCUGGACACCAAAGAGGAUGUUUGAAGAGUCAGAUAAUUUCUUUAAGUCACUGGGCCUCAUCCCUAUGCCUCCUGAGUUCUGGAAAGAAUCCAUGCUAGAAAAGCCAAAGGAUGGGAGGGAAGUGGUAUGCCAUGCAUCAGCCUGGGACUUCUACAACCGCCAAGAUUUCAGAAUUAAGCAAUGCACUGUUGUGAAUAUGGAUGACUUAAUAACAGCUCACCAUGAAAUGGGCCAUGUCCAGUAUUUUCUGCAGUACAAGGACCAGCCCAUCUCAUUUCGUGAUGGUGCCAAUCCAGGAUUCCAUGAAGCCGUUGGAGAUGUCAUGGCACUAUCAGUGUCCACACCAAAGCACUUAUUCAGCAUCAAGCUGUUAAAUCAGGUGGAAGACAAUUCUGAGAGUGAUAUCAACUACCUGAUGAGCAUUGCAUUGGAUAAGAUUGCUUUCCUGCCCUUUGGCUAUCUGAUGGACCAGUGGAGAUGGAAAGUUUUCGAUGGGCGUAUUACUGAGGAUGAGUACAAUCAACAGUGGUGGAAUCUCAGAAUGAAAUACCAAGGUGUGUGUCCACCUGUGCCAAGAUCAGAAGAUGAUUUUGACCCAGGGGCAAAAUUCCAUAUACCUGCCAAUGUCCCCUAUGUCAGAUACUUCGUUAGUUUUGUAAUCCAGUUCCAAUUCCACCAAGCUCUUUGUCAUGCUGCUGGCCACACAGGACCCUUGCACAAGUGUGACAUCUACAACUCCGAGGCAGCUGGAACAAUCCUGGGGAAUGCCUUGAAGCUGGGCUACAGCAAGCCAUGGCCUGAAGUCAUGCAACUUAUCACAGGGCAACCCAACAUGUCUGCUAAGGCUUUGCUGACUUAUUUUCAACCGCUGACAGACUGGCUCAUCAGUGAGAACUUGAGAAAUGAGGACAUUCUGGGCUGGCCUCAAUACACCUGGCUACCCUAUACGGGCCAAGUGCAACCAAACAGCAAAGUCAGUUUCCUUGGAAUGACGAUGACCAGCAGUCAAGCUACAACAGGCCAGUGGAUUUUGCUUAUUCUUGGACUCAUCUUUCUCAUUGCAGCAAUAGUCUUGGGGACCCAUUAUUACCAGACCAGAAGAGGAGCCCCCAAAUCUAGCAUGGAAAUGGAGUUGAAAUAAGUUGUAUGAUUUUAAUCUCUCUUAUGCUGUGCCUCCAAUUGAAUGUGAAAAGAUGCAGAGGGAGGCUGCGUGUUUAUGUGUGAGAGAGUGCGCAUGUGUAACAGGCAAGGGUAUGCUAAUGUGAGUGUAAGAGUGUGUGUGUGUGUGUGUGUCUGGUCAAGAGUGUGAUUAUAUGGGCUGAGAAAGGGUGUGUAUUUGUGGGCAUAUACACUGUGCAUGUCUGUGUACUGGAGUUCUAUGACUAAAGUGUAUGUAUAUGAGUUGUGGGUACACAUAUGUCCCUGCAUCUUGUGUGGCCUAAACUGGAAGGCAGAAUUCAAGCACGGACAAUGCUGCACACAUGUGGUCACUGAUCCAGUUUGAGGGGCAGCCUUGCACAAACAGGGCAGUUGAGUCAGCAAAGACACAGGACUCUUUCUUCUGAUCAGUUCUUCAAAAACCUUUUGAUUAUGCAAGAACCAAAGCAAAAAAGAAAAAAGAAAAGGGGGGGAGGGGGAGAAAAACCUUUUAUUUAUUGUAAAUGUCUAGAUUCCUGAAGGAAGAAAAACAAUGGAAAGGAAUGAAGAAUGAAACUGCGUGAUUAGGUUUUGGUGGUGGCAAUGACUGGACAGUAUAAAUCAAUGUUGACUCAGUGGUUUCCCUCAAGUUUUUGGGAAAUAAUGAAUUCUACACCGAUUGCUGUAGCUGUGACAGGUGAUACGUUAGGCAGCAGAGGCUGUUUCUCUGAGAGUUGAGUGUGCUUGCUUCAGGCAGUUUCUAAAAGGCUGUUUGGUGCAUGGAAGACAAUUAAAAUGGAUAGUACAACUUCACUGGCUCUGCCAUUUCGUGUGAAAAAGAAAAGGGACAGAUGAAGAUGGAUUGCAAGUCAGUAAUUCUUCAGGGGGGAAAGUGCGUGUACAAAGAAAGCAAGCCAGUACCAUGCCAGCAGGAUUGUUCGUUGUAUGCUACUUUGGUUACUUGAAGGAAGCCAUUCAGAAAUAUUUGGGGGGGGGGAGGUGGUGAUGGUGUAUGUAUUAAAUCCACAUUGAACUAUGGCUUACAAUCAGCUGUUGUACAACAAUUUCAUUGGAGAAUCUUCUGCUGUCCUUUCUUUGCCUCACUUGAUCAUAAAGAGCAGCAAAACUGAUCAACAACUGUGAAGACAAAAAAGCAACUUGUACAACAGAGAGCAGGGCUGGCCAGUGGGCCUGUUAAUGUAGGGGCAGUGAUUCCCAGUAAAUUUUGGUCUUACUACUGAUCCUCCCAUAGCUGCACCAGUUGUACAGGAGCUAUGCAAGUGUUAGAUCCUGCUCCCAACAGAUGUUCUGCUCCAGGAGAGCUCCCAUAUGACCCAGAGCAGCAGUGAGAGAACAGCCAUAAAAGUGAGAAUGGAUUUACUGCUCCUGCAACAACAGAUGCACCAGCCACCCCUCUGAGGAAGCAUUGCAGAAGCUUCCUCAAACCCCAGUUGUGUCUCCAUGAAAAGAUAUACCAAACUCUGCAACUCCAGCCAUGUUUCUCUGCCCUCCCCCACCCGUCUUUUUGCUGGGCUUUAUCUGUUCUACACAUUUGUAUGAAUACAUUGCAUACAAGCAAUAAACCUGUGUCUUUGCUAUGCCAUUUAGUCUGCAGAUGAGUACUCAUGUGACAGAAUGCUUUCCUGGAGAGGAAAAAAACAGCACUCAGGGAACUGGCAACUCAGGGAGAAGGUUAGAUUACAACUCUUCUCUCUGCUAUCUAUUGGAGUACGCCAGCGGUCUCCAGAAAUUGUUGUUCACCAAUCUCCCAAAGCAUUGGUCAUUGUCCAUGCUGGCAGGUAACUCUGGCAAUGGUCCCACAAGAUCUAGGGACCAAAGCUUAGGGACCACUGUCCUAUCUGAUAGGAUGUUGUUGUUAUCAGUUUGUAGGAAAGAAGAUUCCAUCCUGUGAACUCCCUCCUUCAGUUUACCCAUUUCAUGUAUUCUCUAGCCAAUAGAUUUUUAAGAGUAAAAGAAUAUUAUGGAAUCUCAGUACUAGGCUAUGAUACCGGGUGAACAACAGAAUCCUGAAAUGUUCUUUUUUAAUCAAGAAAGCCACAAAUCAGCAUUGUGAAAAGACAUGCACCACAUCCUAGUAAGGCCACCCUGCCCUUCUCCACUUCUGCAGUUGCCUUCUGCUUACUGCCAAGUAGGAGGGAUUCCCAGAAGUUGCAAAUUCAGACCAGGUAAGGAGUCUGCCACCAUCUAAAUUUUGCAUGCAUUGCUGGGUGAGAUUCAGCUUGCAUUUCCCUUAUCCCCAUGCAGUUAGCAUAAAAUCAUGUGGCUUGAGCAUGUGUGUCCUGCUCUCACACAGAACCAGAAUUUGAAGUACCCAAAGUUCAGAUGCCAUAACAAGAGGUAUCUGGUGUCAAACAGUACAGUUUCAGAAGCUGUAAAUCAGAGUCUAAACAGGCAAGAUAUCUGAUCAAGUAUUCACAGUUGCCAAAUCAGGUCAAGAGGUGAACGGAAAGGUUGCUUCCAGUACUUUGACUGAAGGAAGUUCCCAGCUUACAAGCUCAGCCACACCCAUAGUUCAGACAGUAUUUCAAGAGUGCACUUCACUGCUAUGUGCAUGGAGCCUUUUGCUGUAUCUGCAGGGGAGUGUUUGUGCUAGAUGACAAUGCCUUCUCCUUUCCCCAAGUCUUGGAGGUCUUUCAUCCAAACCUUCCUGCUGUGAAUCCUGUGGACUUGGAGGAGGACUCAGCAUCAAGGAUCUGUUCCAGCUGUGUUAUCUAGGAUGACAAACUCUCCAAGGGGAGCACAAUAUCCUGAGAGGUUAUUACAUGGGUACUUCAAGGAGCAGCUGACCUCAUGAUCUGAUAUAAAAUACUUUAUCAAACUUUAUUAAAUUUCACCUUUACUCUGUAUAGUCAGCGGUGCUGAUUGACUGGUGCAGGAAAUCCCUGUGAACAAGGCUGGCAAAAUUAUGUUUGGGAUACAUGUUACAUGAUGGAUGGGACAACUCAGGAGAUGAGCAGCAAAUGAGGAGGAGGAGUGAGAAUCAGAAAAAUAUUUCCCCCUCUGCCAUAGACUGGUUUGAAAUGUAAAUGCUUAGCUUGUGGUUUGAGCAAAAGGCAGGAGUUACUUGCUAUCAGCUUGGGGCAGGUGUAUUUCGAAGGGACACACUUGUCAGGCUUUAAAGUAUCCUCAGAUUGUAAAAAUUAAGUUGUAAAAUUAAAGUUUGAAAACAUGAAUGUUGGUGAAAUGGAAAUGGACCUGUAGUGAUUGAGUCCGUCGUGUGUGUUCUGCUCUUGCCCAUUGGCAGCAAGUGAAUAUAUAUUAUACAAAACCAGUGUCCAUGUAAUUGUUCAUUUAUGUCCCAAACUCAAAUUGUCUUCAAGUGAGUGAAUCUUUUUAGGAUCUUUGUCCAGAACGCUGAAAUAUCUGGGCUUCAGAAGCUCAGAAUUCUCAAAUCAUUAAGGUCUUCAAAGAGAAUAUGAAUCAUUCUUCCAGGACUUAGGCAAAGCCUCAGGCAGCAGACUCUGAGUAUCAAAAAAGGACAGCCAGUUAUUUAUAUGAAUAGUCAUGGUUGUAUUUUUGCUUCCCAGUAGAGGAAUAUUUUAACAUGGCUGGUUUUGGAUGCCAUGCACCAUGAUUCAAGGAAGAGUGUCACUUGCUGCAUUAGCUCAGGCAGCUAACAGUUCUGUCCACCACACCAAAGGAGUUUUGAAUGGCACCAACAGCACUGGGAUGGUGGGACAGUUAAUUUCUGCUCCUUCUGAAGCAUAGGAGAUUAUCACACUAGGGCCAAUUGCACAACAAUCACACUACAGUAUUUGAAGAUAACAGAGGCAUAGCACUACAGCGAUCAGUAUUUUCAUGCAGUCACGCAAUUGCAUGAUAAUGAUAUAAAAAUGAAAGAGAAACACAAUUGCAUUCCAUAUACAUCCAUUCUUGUAUCGUUAGUAUAUUGUUAUUGAACGUUUCAGGCACGCACUGUUUUCGUGCUACUGUGCAUUCCAGAAAAUCAUGAUUCCAUCCCAAACAGAAAAUAAAAUCUAUAUAUUUAACAUUAUUUUUAUCUAGUUGAAACAAACUCAUGUCCUGCUCAGAAGUUAAAAUGACAUUAACAGAUUAGAGAGCUGGGCCAGAAUUAACAAAUGCAUUUAAACAGGGAGAAAUGCAAUGUACUACACUUGCAUGAAAAAUGGCAUGCACAGAUAUAGGAUGGGGGACACCUGGCUUGACCACAGUACAUGUGAAAGGGAUCUAGGGGUCCUAGGAAAUCACAAGCUAAAUAUGAAUCAACAGUGUGAUGCAGCAACUAAAAAAGCCAAUAUGAACCUAGGGGUAUAGUGUUUAGAUCAUGGAAAGUAAUUGUGCCAGUCUGUUCUGCUUUGGGAAAAUGUGUACAGUUCUGGGCACUUCAAUUCAAGAGGAGCUGGAGUAUGUCCAGAGGAGGGUGACCAAAAUGGUGAAAGGUCUGGAAACCAUGCCCUAUAAUGAAUUGCUUAAUCUCAAAACUGACCUAUUCCUCAGCCUAGUACUUGAGCUGAUCUCUACCCACUUCAGCAGGAGAGCAGACUUUCCAGUUCCCUCCUGCUGUAGUGCAGUUUUAUCAAUAAAAUUCUGGCAUCCAUUAUUUCAAAAUCUGUUUAAAGUGGAGUUUCUUGCACAGUAAGAGAGUACAUCAACAGCAAAGAGAGAAGAAAAAGCAAUGACAUCUACAGAUUUUCAAAAGGGAGGCUGCUUCUCUUCAUCACUUCCAUGAAAACAACCAAAGAAGGUGGCAGUGGUCAUGCUCAAAUCUAUUAAAUAAAUGAACAAACAUAACCUGUACUGAAUAACCUUGUUUUAGUCUAGUGCUGUUGGGCUCAGUCUUUACAUAUGAUUGCCUGAAAAUACCUUUACUAGUUCCUUAACAGCUAAGCGUUUGCCUAUCCUAUUACACAUUCGACAACAACCAGCCAGGUAGUUUCUGCACGACAAGCUGGCAGUUUUUAUUGACUUUGUAACUGCUGUGAAGCAUCUCAGGGGAUUAUCAGAUGUGGGAUAUCUGUCCCUGUGCUGUCAUGUUUCCAUCUUUCCUGUGCAAUCACAGGAAGGACUUUCAAACAGGAUUCACACUUAUCCCAUCUGGGAAGUGCAAAUGAUGGCAAUCAUAGAAGAGGCUUUCAGAUGAAGUCAUGCCAAUCUCGUCAUUAUCCCACCAUUAAAGCGACAUUGGCUGGCAUUUUGCAUUAACAAAAUUCACGUUAAUACAAUGCCACUUUAAUGACAGGUUAACGGCAGGAUUGGAACUACAGUUUGAAAGCCUUUCACACCAUAGCAGUCAUGGACAGGUUCUUGUGCCUAUCCUAUCCCCAUGUGAAAAUCUCCAUAGUAUUGUAACAUACCUAAAAUGAAUACAGUGGUCUUUUGGUAUCCACUGGGGUUUGGUUCAGGACCUGUGGAUAUGUGAAUCUACAUACAUGUGGGUGGUCACAUUCUGUUAUACACAAUGGCAUAAUA